AUGCUCGUGAAAUCACUUUUCUUGGUUCUACCGCUUGCGAUAGCCCAUUCGUGGGUUGAACGGGUGAGGCGUCUCGGUCUGAAUAGGACCAUGAUCGGAGAUCCGGGGUUCAUCCGUGGCGCCAUGUUCCGACUUGAUCCAGUAUUCAAUGACCUAAAACAACAAUACCUACUCCCGCCUCCUGGCCGGGAUGCCAGCCUGGGAAUCCUGCCUUCUGAUCCUAUAUGCCGGGACUCCCAACAGACGGUCGGGCAAUUCAACGCAAGCUUGCCCCCAUUACAGGCGUCGCCGGGCGACUUUAUAGCCCUACAGUAUCAGGAAAACGGACAUAUCACUCUUCCCGAGAAUACGCCCCACAAACUAAGGAAUUCUACUGUAUUCAUAUAUGGUACCUGUUGUGGGAGAGUCUGUACCUCAUCGCCUUCUAAAGACGAUCGUCUUCUUUCUACCCACCGUGUCUGGAACGCAUGUGGGACCGGAGGGGAUCAAAGGGGGGUGUUAUUGGCUACACGGUCUUUUGAUGAUGGUCAAUGCUAUCAGAUUAAUAACGGGUCGAUCUCUUCGGCUCGCCAGAAGAUCUAUAGCAAAGUCCUUAUGAACCCUCAAGGGGUCGAUAUCUGGUGCCAGAACGACUUGCGACUUCCCACCGACAUACAUGAUAACUACACGCUCUACUGGGUUUGGGAAUGGCCGACUAUCCCGACUGGCAUGGUCCCUCAGGGCCGUAUGGAGGUUUAUACGACUUGUAUGGAUAUUCAGAUUCAGCCGGGCAUUCCAAAUGGAAUAGUAAUAUUCGAAAAGAAUCAGGAUUUGAACUUUGCUGGCAUUGAGGAGCAGAUGCUUGCCAAUUAGAUGCCAUAAAUCAGUUCCAUAAUUUUAUAGCAGUAGUUUCUUCGUUAAAUUGGAAGCAGGCUUCUUAGUUAACAUAUUUUACCCACUGAGGAUAUUUCAAUGGAAGUCUUAGUAAUGAGGCGUGAUUAGCUCUCGGCUUGGAACGUUUUGUACACGCUUGACCG
Molecule: messenger RNA, 1016 nt
Organism: Pseudomassariella vexata
Lineage: Eukaryota; Fungi; Ascomycota; Sordariomycetes; Amphisphaeriales; Pseudomassariaceae
Exons: 2
Coding region: 1-852 (283 amino acids)
Source: RefSeq, a predicted model, not a curated record